UUGCGUGAUUUUUAUUGAGGUCUUGACAUUUUUGCUUGUGUGUUCAAUUUUCAAAAGGUUUCUGUAGUACGCAUGGUUUUUAUGUUAUUUUGUAGUGGAGCUGCAGCUCUUUAAAUUUAAAUAGACAAAGCUGUAUUUUGUGGGAUCUAUCCUGUUACAUUCUGAGCAUGUGCUACAAGUUCUAAUAAAUCAACAGAAGACUUCAUUUCAACACUCCUUGAUGCAAAUUGUAUUAAUACUUUAAAGAGUUAUAUAUAAUGCAGCUCCAAAAAGAGCAGGAAUUGCCUAUUGACAUCCACACCAACAAACUGCUUGAUUGGCUCAUAAGCAGGCGUGUCUGUAAACAGGAAUGGCAGGAAAACAUUCUUACAGUUCGAGAAAAGAUCAAUAAUGCAAUCCAGGAUAUGCCAGCCGUAGAAGAAAUCACCCAACUUCUAGCUGGAACUUACAUAAAUUACUUUCAUUGUCUACAAAUUAUUGAACUACUUAAAGAAACAGAAUCUGACUCUAAGAACAUUUUUGGUCGAUAUUCUUCACAACGAAUGAAAGAUUGGCAGGAAGUAGUAAAACUAUAUGAAAAGGAUAAUGUCUUCCUAGCUGAAGCAGCUCAAUUACUGAUCAGAAAUGUUAACUAUGAAGUUCCAUCACUGAAGAAACAAAUUGCUAAAUGUCAACAAACACAGGAGGAAUGUAAUCGCAAAGAAGAGGAAUAUGCAAAGAAUGCUAUACAACUGAAGGAAAAAUUCUAUGAAACGUGCAAACAACUCGGAAUAGAGGGAGUGAAUAUUCGAAAAGAAUUAGUGUCACUCCUGAAUGACUUGCCCGACAUUUUCUCUAGAGUAACUGAAAGAAUGAUGGACUUGAAUUCUGCCAGAGAAUACUACGUUGAGUUUCUAAACUUUACACUGAAAAGGGAUGAUAUAAAGCAAAUUUGUGUGCCACUGAUCGGUCAUUUAAUUGAGAAAGGAAAUACUACAACUUAUGAAUGGAGGACAGGAACAGUCCCAGAAGUAGUGGAAGGGUCGCAACCAAAAGUUCCCCUUGACAUGGACAAUGGUCAGUCUUCUUGUGUACCCGAUGAUCAGAUUGACUUUGGUUCAGAUGGCAUAGAUUUUGGUGAUGACCAGAGUUCCAGUACCCUGAAUGGGGACUUUGUUCACGUGGAUAAAAUUGAUUUUGACGAUGGAGAGCAAGCCAUUUCUCUAGAUGAUGGAGGAGAAAUCAAUUGGGAUAUCAGUGUGGAGACCUCUGGGAUUUCAGAUUUAGCAGAAGUCUCGGAAAGUGUCACAGAUAAAGGAGGUGGAGAUAGUGUGCGAGUUGCUCGUGGCAGUGAUGCUCUCACUUUGUUAGAUAAUCCUGAAACUCGAAGUCUUUUUCUCAAUGAACUGAUGGAGCUCAAAGGAUUUCUGUCGCAAAGAAUUGUAGAGAUGAAGACGGAAGGAGAUGUAUUAUUGUCCAGUCAAUUUCAAGAGGCACCUGCUACUGUUCAGCUGCAAACAGCUGAUGAAGUCCAGAAAAUGUUAGACAUGGUCACAGAUAUUCUGACCCAAAUGACUAACGUGAGAAUGAAACAUCUGUGUCUUAUCAGCGACUCCCCUAAGUAUGUUGACCGCUUAACAGAAUCCCUUAGACAGAAGCUGGAGCAGUCUGAGAAGAUGGAGUUGUCAAAGCAGGCAGUAAUGGAAAGGAGGAAAACAAUACUAGAAGACCAGAGACAGUUAGAGCCAAAACUUGAUCUUAUCAUCAAGAAGACAAAAAUUCUUCAAAAACAGAUUGAAGAUACUAUAUCUAAACAGUACAAAAAUCGUCCAGUAAACAUCAUGGGAGGAAUCAGUGUUAUGUAGGAUAUUAAAAGACAUGGACCUGUGUGUCAAUACUUUGUAUAAUGAAGAUGAAUGUUUUGACCUGCAACUCUACCACUAAUUACCAAGACACUUCGGACAUGGACUGUUUCUUCCAUCAUCAAUGGGACUUCAAUAAUCCUGAAAAAUACUUUCAUUCUUUGAAUAUCUUGGAACUUUAUUAUUUAACUCGUAUCUUGUUCAAUUUUGUAGAUUUUUGUUAUCCAACAGAUCAGGUUUGAGGAAUUCUAUUUUUUUUUAUUCAUGGUUUCAAUCUGUUCAGCUAUAUAAUUUUUUAUUUUUUUUAUGAAUUACUAAAUCAAUCAUCAGACUUCCAGGCUUUAUAACUUACAGAAUCUGAAUUUCUAGAUAAAAUGGUUUAAUGUUUUUUUUUAAUUUAUGUAUUUUAAUUGGGUCUAACUGUAUAUCAGGCCUCGACAAAUAUUUUCACAUCUACGAGCCAGCCCAAAAACAUAGGAACCAUGUCCGAUAGAGAAAGGUUAUGGAAUAUAUUUUGAGCCGGUUGUGAGGUUAUGGUACGAGACAUACAGUUUUACAAUAAAAAUCAAAGGGUUCAUUAUUAAACUUUAUUAUAUGACACAUAUUAAUAUUAAACUUCAAUAUGUGCAAUUAUUAAAAUAGUAGACUGAAUAACUAUAACUUAGGUGGAUUCUUGCAACAAAUGAAAGUAAAAUAAAAAUAAUCACUGCAUUAUUGAUAGGCCAAGCUGGUUGUUUCAGAAUAGGUCUAAUCUACUCAUCACUACAACACUGUACAAUGAUAAGCAAAGGCCUUUUGGUGUGCCUAACUUUGUUACUGUUUCUACCAGGAAAUGGGGCUAUAUUUAUUUACUUUCACGGCAAUGAAUGCGUACUAAUGAUCACAUGAUAACCACUUGAUAGUAUUGCCUAAACUAACUGCCUUUGGACCCCUCUGAGUGUAAACACGCACACUGAUUGGUUGAAUUGAGAGAAAGAAGAAAAAUAAAAUGGUGCAAAAUUAGUAAUGUGUUGUGCAACUACAGUGCUUCCUUCUUGAAAAAACAUGAAGAAGUGCUGAAUCCGCAUUAAAAUCCUAGAAACAAAGUUUGAUUUGGGACUCAAAGAAUGUAAAAAUAGUUCCAGACUUCCAAGAGUCCAGAACUGUUCUACAUUCAAGUUCUAUUUAGCACAUCCCUACACACAAAUACAAUGGGAGAAAAUGCUAGGUGCCAUGAUGAAAUUUUUAGUUGCCAUGGCAACCUGGUGACCGGGUUUGUGGAGACCUGCUUAAUAUAUAUGUAUACAAAAAAACAGCAAAACAAGUCUUUGAUUUGACAGAUUAUAUAUGUAUAUUUCUGAAGUACAUUUUCAUUACUUUUUGAUGGAACCACGUCGUAAUAACUACUCUAAAGCCUCAAAAUUAGACAAUAGGUUUCUUUAUUAUUUAUAUUUUUUUAGAAAAUAAAGAUAUAUGUUGCUGUGUAGAAUUUAGCCUAUGAAACUGAUUACAUCAAAAGGUUAUUAAAAUGCUCUUUUACUUAUGAGACUUAACAAAAAAAUAAUCUCUCUAACCAAAGAUUGAACUAUCUGUUCGAUUAUAUUUUCAUAUACGGAAGUAGAGCAGGCAAUGAACUCAAUUAAGUGAUUACUUACGAGCAUCGAUUACGUCGAUAAGUGUCACUUAAAAUAACUGAUUGAUCAAAAUUAGGAUUAAAGAGAUUAAUGUCGUGUAAGAAUAAUGAUGGAUUAGUUGAAUAUAAUAAUUAUUGAGUCUGAAGACUAAUCAAUCAUCAAAAUCCACUACUGACUAAGCUCUAUUUGGAAAUCAAAUUUUGUUGUUUUGUCUACCUGUUAUUUCUCUAUAUAUCUGUAUGUAUGUAAGUGUGUGUGUGUGUAUAGGAGAAAACUCAAAUCCUUUCU
Messenger RNA from Limulus polyphemus (Atlantic horseshoe crab), 3742 nucleotides. Its product is annotated as CDK5 regulatory subunit-associated protein 3-like. The record is from RefSeq and is a predicted model, not a curated record. Lineage: Eukaryota; Metazoa; Arthropoda; Merostomata; Xiphosura; Limulidae. Bases 258 to 1844 code for a protein of 528 amino acids. Gene Ontology annotation, biological process: regulation of mitotic cell cycle; regulation of cyclin-dependent protein serine/threonine kinase activity. The transcript is spliced from 15 exons. Gene Ontology annotation, cellular component: endomembrane system.